This is a messenger RNA of Paramecium primaurelia, 1014 nucleotides long. Lineage: Eukaryota; Ciliophora; Oligohymenophorea; Peniculida; Parameciidae. The record is from the annotation of a GenBank genome assembly.
AUGUAUAAAUUAAAUACAAUAUAGGGUCAUUCCUUCUUUAAUUUUUAGACUCCAAUUAAUCAUCUUUCAAAAAAGAACUUAUUUUAAACAGCUACUGAAAUUAAACCAAAAAAAAUAGAUUCUAAUGGUAAACUAAUUUUAGCAUAAUCAUUACCUAAGGAAUAUUGGUUUAGAGAUUAUAAUAGAAAUAUAUUUAAUAAGAAAUAGAAAAAAGAAUGGCAUAAAUUAAAUAGACAUUAUAAUCCUAUAUAUUUUAUAAGAAUGGAAUAUUAUAGACAUUUAUAGACUUAUUAAAAUCGAUCAAAUACAUCAAGUCCAUCCAAAAAAUGGAAAUAAUAUAGAAAUAUCAGUUUAAAUAAGAAAUCUUAAUUAAUAAUGACUCCAAAUAUAAUCAAAUAGAAAUUUCAAGAGACUCUUCAUCUAUUAAUUCCAUAAAAAUCUUAAUCAUCUUUUAAAAGUGAUCGAUGUUCUCUUCCCUCUUCAAACAAUAAAAAUUAGAUUACAAAUAAAUAAUUAAAGAAACUUAAUAGAUUAGAAUCAAGUAAAACAGAAUACAUACCAAGUUUAUUAUCAAUUGAUAAAUAAAUUAAAGAUAGUAAUAUCAGUUAAAGCAAUCUCAAUAAUAAUUCGUUAACAUAAAAUAAAGAAAUAUUUCAAAAGUAAUUGACACCUAGAAAUAGAUUUCUUAAAGAUUGCUGUAAAUUAUAUGGUUUAGAUUGGCAUAUAAGAUCUUCAAUAAAAAAACUGGAAUUUUCGGAAUUAAUUCAAUUAACUGAAUCAAAUGAAACUAAAUGUGAUAAAAUAGAAAUAUCACAAAAAUCAAUAGAGAAAUCAAAUUAUUAAAAAAAUAAUUUGCUUAAAUUAAUAAAAAAAUAGAAAGAACUACAAUAAAAUCAAAAAGAAAGAUUAUAUUGUACAUCUCAAAAAAAGAAUAAAUUGAACUCUUCUAAUAAUAGGGUAAUGAAUGCCUAUUUUCCAUCUCUUAAGAAAAUUUAUAAGCGUAAUUUCUCAUGA